AAAAAAAGCAGUACAGAGAAUCUUAUAUCAGCGACACAAUGGAGUUGGAUAUUGAGCAACUAGAGAAGCGAUCCCGAGCCAGUGGCAGCAGUGCAGGCAGCAUGAAGCAUAAACGCCUUUCCAGGCACUCCACAGCCAGCCAUAGCAGCUCUCACACUUCAGGCAUUGAGGCAGACACCAAACAAAGGGACCUUGGACCAGAGGACAGUUUCACUGGAAACAUCCUUCAUAGGAAACUCAAAUCCUGCAACUCAAUGACCAGCCACGGGAGCUCUCACACCUCAGGCAUUGAGAGCGGUGGGAAAGACAGAAUAGAGGAUGACUCACAGGAUGAUGAAAUAGAAAUGCUGGUUGAUGAUCCCAAGGACUUGGAGCAAGUGCAUGAACUGGCCCCAGAGAUCAGUCCCGAUAUGUGUAUUCAUAUUACCGAGGAGAUGCUGAUGUCAAGGCAGCUGAAUGGACAUGCGGGUCUGAUUGUACGGGAGCUGAGUUCUUCUACUUCCAGUUCUUCUGAAACAGUGGUGAGACUUUACGGCCAAAGUGUGGAUUCAUUACCACAGCCUGUAUGCAGAAAACCAAAGACCUCCACUGACCGGCAUAGCCAAAGCUUGGAUGACAUUCGUCUUUAUCAGAAGGACUUUAUGGAGGUAGCCACCCUUUGCCAAGACGCUGCUCAGAGUUACACGUUUGGCUGUGCUCAUAAUCUGAAUAAGGAAAGUAAUUGCUGUAACCGGUGCUUGGCAGAGCAGUACAAUGCAACAAAGGAAACUUUCAUUGUCAAACGAACAAGUAAAUAUUCAUCUUUGGACCUUACAGCUGAUGAUUCUGUUCCUGAAUUUGUGGUUUGAACAUUUUUACUAUGCAUUAGUGAUGUGUACUGUAAGUCUGGCUGCCUACUGCAUUCCAAUGACCUUCCAAAUCGACUGCUUACACUUCACUGUUGAGCUGAAAGACUUUUUGUUUCAGUCACCCAAGGAACAGUUAGUUUAUAUUCUGCAGUUCUUCCAUGUUUCUGAACAAAAACAACUUAGAAAGCAAUGGAUGCCAAGAAGCCAAAGAAAUAUGUUAAGCAGGAGUCUAAAACAAUGAUAAGAAGAUGUAUAUUUUUGAGAGUCAAAGAACGUUCAGUAACAGCAAGACAGUCAGAAUUCUUUGCACAUUGACUCUUCUGUGGAAAAUUAAAUCCAUGGUGUUUGGAGUAUUACAAUUCAGUAUUACACAAACAAAGUUCUUUCCAAAAAAACUUGUCUUUUUUUAUCAAGCAAAUGUUAUGUAGUAAAACCUUAGGGUUUUUAACACUUGUGUGUUAGUGGCACCAUUACUAUGUUGUUGAUCAACUUCUUGAAGAUGUUUCAGUUAAAAAUGUAGACUUGACCUUGGUACUGUGAACCUUGCAGUGUUGUGGUAGUUACAUUUUAUUCCUGUACCUUUUUGGGUGCCUUUGUUUUACUUGUUGUCAGAUGUAUAUGAGUGCAGUGACAAUCAGACUCUUUCCUCUACCUGCACACUUUCAUCCCCACCCAUAAGACACAAAAAAGAAAAUUACUAUCUUGUGGGAAAUGAUUUGUCUUCUACAUAGGCACGUAAUUACAUGGGGGAUUGCAUCUAAAUUUGUUUUAGGUGAGGGGUGGGAUUGUUGGCCUAUUUGAAUGUCUUUGCAGUUAGCUGGUAAAUUCCAUUGAUUUUGAAGAUGGGUGAAGGCUUUCUGUAUAUACCAGCAGAUGACUGCAAGUGUGUGAGUUGAGAAAUAGAGCCAGUUAUAGUUUGCUGGUAGGUCAAUGAAAGUAUGUACGAGUGGGUAGCCCAGUUGGCCUCUGAGUUCCAGUGUACCAAGGCACAUAUUCAAAUAAAGUACUUUUGAAUACAGAACAUUUGUAUUCAAAGACAUGCUAUUUGUUUAUAUGCAGUUACUCAAGACAUAUGAUUCUAAAUUCAUAUUUCUACUUAAUUUGCUGUCAGAUUGGUUUGAAAACUACAGUUUGCAUUGAUUUUCAAUUUAAAUUCCAGCAUUGUACUAGUUUAAAUAUGAUGCAAAACACACAAGUCGAGCAAUUUUUUUUCCAAGCAUCAUCGUCAACAAUGAUAAUGUCCCACAUACAUGAAAGGGUUCCCAGCUGCAGGACAAAGGUUGUAAUAACAUAUCAUUAAACAGCCAUUGGUAUCCAUCAAGCUUUACUCGCAGUAUGAGUAUAAUAGAUGACAAGGGAAUUAAUAGACUACAUUAUAGGAAUUUCAUUUUUAAUUUCAUUAAGACAGUGACAUUUACAUUGUGGCUGACACACAAAUUAGCUUUGAGAUGAACCAGCUUUGUUGCUAAAUGGAUAAUUUUUCAAGCUGAUACAUAGUAUUUUACAAUACAUUAUUGAUGGCAAUAUUUUAACAUUUAGCAGCAUUUUUGCAACUGGAAGUUUCUUAAAAUAUUUUUUGAUAUGGAACAUGUUUCUAUGGUAUUUUUAUAUAACUGAUAUUUUUACAUGAAAUUAUAUUAAUCAAGUAGUUGUCAAGAGCAGUGCAAUUUUUAACAGUAUUAUGGCAGUUAGCAGUACUGGAAGCAGUAUUAUAAACUGAUAAUGUCAAUAGGUUGAUAUUCGUAAAUAUAUUUGUGUUUGGGUAAGUAAGUGGAUUGGCCUUGUGAAAACUUUGGAUUACUCUAUCCCUUCCCCACAUAAGCAUUUCAUGAAGGUUACUUCAUAAAGGAUCAUGAUACAUUUUUAUUGUGAUUUAGUAAUAAUGAUUCACCAUUUCCAGUCACAUAUCACAGAAGGCACUAAUUACAGUGUGUUGGGUUCACUAACAAGGUAGGCAUAGUUUAAGGUUUUCAUCAGACUCUCUAGAUGUUUUAAUUCUGUGCUACCUUAAACCUCCUUCUGAUGAGAUUAUUGAGCUAACGAUUGAAUAAUAACAAACUUUGUUUUAUUAUAUUCAUCGGAUGUGGGCAGUACUGGCUCGGCCAGUAUUUAUUGACCCUAUCUCUAAUUGUCCUGGAGAAGGUAGAAAUUAACAAUAAGCAUUAUUUUUAAAUAUUAUAUCACAUUCUUUUGGGUAUCCAGUUUAGAUUCAAUCUGUAGCUGCAGUCUGAAAAUGCAAUUAUAUUUUAAAACAAACUUGUUAAAUUCUCCAAAUUAGUUUACUUAUUGCUGAAGAAUGUUUAUGGCAUUUUAGCCAUAUUAGCAGAAAUCCUUUGUUAAUUAACCACAUCCUUUUAAAUGGAGGCUUAAAAAAAAUCCACAUCAGAUUUUUGAAAUAGCAGAAUUCCGUAUUGCAAUUAUAUGAGGGAUACAAAAAAGGCUGGUUAUCCUCAGGUUAAGCUUGUAAUAAAAGUCAACAUGGCACAGACUUUGUCCCACAUUAUACUAAUAAGAGCAGCAGGUUUACCACAUUGAAAUCCCAUCUGCUCCAUGAUGAUAGGGCAAAGGAGAGCAAAACUGGAUGACUGGUGAUGCCGUUAUUUGCAUAAAUAUGUAUAUCAAUAAAAUCUGUGUUUCCAAAGAUCAAGAUCUAUCAAUUAGUCUUUCACAUGCACGUUUGUGACAGUGGGUUCAUGUCCACAGAAUCCCAUUAAUGCUAAAUUUUCCUAUCAACAAUGUAUCAGAAUCAAACAACAAUUUCAUGACAAGGGGUUGUCAUUAGCUAAUGCUUGUAGUAAAUCCUCAGUAGAAACCAGUUAUUACACUAUUUAGUGUGCAUAUUUUUUAAAGGCAUGAAUGAUUUAUAUUGUAUGCACAGUUCCAUUUAGCAGAGCUAUGAGAAUUAGAAAUGCACAGAAGGAACUGAUUAUAAGUUAAUUCACUUGUGUUUGACAUACCAUUGGUCAUUUGUGCAGAGGUAAAAUAAACAUCACUUUUGACAGUUUAUGAAAACUCUAUAUUAAUUGGCAAUUUUCAGUUGAUCAUAACUUCUGACACCUUAACAUGCUUUAUAUUCAGCAAUGUUACGAGCUUUUAAGAAUGUUCUUUCAGGAUCUAUGUCUCCAGAAUUAUCAGGGCUGACGCAAUGGCACAUUAUUUUGAAAGCUGAUAAUGAUAUGCUAGUUUACAGUGUUUGCUCUAAUUGCCCUUAUGCAUGUGAUUAUUGGACAUGUGCAAAAUACCAAUAAUCUGUCCAUCAGAAACAAAGAACUUCUCUCUUAAUGUUUGUUAUUGAAGAAUCAAUCUACCAUAUUAUUAAAUGUUUAAACAUUUUAAUUCUCUAUUAACCAAUCAGAAAAAGAAAAUAACAAUCGACGCAUUUGGUUUUAAAUGAGGAUUCAUGUGAUUAUAAAUGGCGCUCACCUUUGACUCGAAUAAUGAUCUUCCAUAGCUAAUUAAAUUUGGAAUACAUUGCUGUAACAAGGUAGACAUUUAAAAGAGACUGUGGUACAAGGGUCCCUGAGUACGUCAUCUUUAAAUUUCUUAAUGCUUUUUGAAAUUUAACAGAGAUGGACAUUAUGGCUAAGCACUGCUUUAUCUUGAAAAUUUUUAAUGUAUCCAGGCUUGAUAUUUUGCUCAUACUUUUUAUUGGCUUCAUAGAACCUGGGCUUAACACCAUCCUAAUGUCGAGCAACAUCUGGAACUAUACUGAACUAUUGCAUUGGUUAUUUAUUCCAAAAUAGGUUUUACGCAUUCAUUUAAAAAGGCCAAUUUUUCAACAGCAUAGUAAAAAUUGUUAUCUUCCAUACUCUUUAAUAUAAUAAUUGCACAAACUGUAAAAUCCUUUCUGUGAAAGGUGCUCCUGUCAAAAUAUGUAAAGUAAGAUAACAUUGUGCAACCUGUAAUUGAAUUACUUUGGUAGAAUGAAGUCCAAUGUGUACCUUCAAGGUACAUAUGCCAAAAUAUAAUAAAAGUAACUGUUUAAAUGUA
Rhincodon typus (whale shark) is the source of this 4838-nucleotide messenger RNA. RefSeq names its product FERM domain-containing protein 6-like. Gene Ontology annotation, cellular component: cytoplasmic side of apical plasma membrane. Gene Ontology annotation, biological process: positive regulation of hippo signaling. Bases 39 to 848 code for a protein of 269 amino acids. The record is from RefSeq and is a predicted model, not a curated record. NCBI's taxonomy places the organism in Eukaryota, Metazoa, Chordata, Chondrichthyes, Orectolobiformes, Rhincodontidae. The transcript has 4 exons.